AUGAGCUGUCCCAUUGGGCCCACCUUUGACUGGCCCAGCGGGCUUCAGAGAGAAAGGCCUAUGGCGCCCAAGGCCCUACGACCCGUGGGCAGUGAGUGGACGGCGAAUUUGGUGAUGAGCCCACACGCAGCCGGCUUGCUGAUUGGUCGAGGCGGCAAGAAGAUCAAACUGCUGCAAGAGGAUAGUGGCGUUCGAGUUCAAGUACACGAGUUGCCCAAUGGCGAACGUGCCUUGGAGCUUGCAGGACCUCCCGUCGAGUUGCAGGAUGGCCUUGAGCUUCUCAUCGCAGAGUUGGCCCGGAUGCCGGACGCCUUGGCGCCCAAAGCGGCCCAGAUGUUGGUUCCGGAGGAGUUUGCAGAGGACUGUGCUGCGGAGGCGCUGAAAUAUGGCGCUUCAGCAGUCAUGGAUCCCAAAUUUUUACUGCCAGGUGAGAACUUGCUGAUGAUUGAAGGCUCAACAGCAGUUGGUGCGCGGAAGGGCUGCCACAGCCGUGGCGGCUUUUCUGGCGAGGAAGCUGUGGCGCCCCGGCGAAGAACCAAAAAAACGAGUCUUCCGCAGCGAGGCCACGCGUCCCGGGCCUUCCACCAGCGAAUCUGA
Messenger RNA from Cladocopium goreaui, 597 nucleotides. The record is from the annotation of a GenBank genome assembly. Lineage: Eukaryota; Dinophyceae; Suessiales; Symbiodiniaceae.